AUGAGACGAUUUCAUUUUGUGUUGAUUGUGGCUGUCCUUGUGGACAAAAGCGAUAGUGUUUCCGAGCAUCGGAGUCCCUUUAGAAAACGUCUAAUUUUACAGCAGCAGGGUCUGGGUCCCCCUUGCCUCCAUUCCUUCCCUCCAGUGGGCCUAGCAAUACGGCCUGGAUCUCAAGUGGCAUGGCAUUGUUGUUGGCUCCCUGCGGGACCCCGUUGGAGCGGCAAGGCAAAGCUCUGCUCCUGGCUGGAGGAGGCACCGUCGCUCUCCACCGCCCGCCGGACGAAGGCUGCAGCGAAGCCGGUUCUGGGUCUGUCUGCGGUGGGCUGGUGGCUGCCGGAGUCUGAACUGAAAGAGCUUCUGGUGAACCUGCGAGCUGUGAUGCUCGCUACUUCAGAGGAGGUGAAGUGUGAAAUGUCUCUGCCGGCGGAGCUGAGCUGCCUGCAGGGCGGCGGGGAAGCAGAGGGCGAAGCGGCCCUGGCAACGCUGGAGAAACAGCUGAUCUGUCCCAUCUGUCUGGAGCUCUUCAACAAACCGGUGGUCAUCCUGCCCUGCCAGCACAACCUCUGCCGGAAGUGUGCCAAUGAGCUGUACCAGCCCUCCUUGUUCCUGGCUCGUACCACCAUGCAGGUGAACAGCGGUCGUUUCCGCUGUCCGUCCUGCAGACAGGAAGUUGUGCUGGAUCGUCACGGUGUCUACGGCCUGCAACGGAACCUGCUGGUGGAGAACAUCAUCGAUGUCUACAAACAGGAAGUCAGCAAUAACAGCAACGCUGCGAGCCCCCUCCCUCCUCCUCCUCCACUUCCUGCUCAGGUGACAUGUUCAGAUCAUGAGGGUGAGAGGGUGAACAUUUACUGUCUCACCUGUCAGGUUCCUACAUGUUCUCUCUGUAAAGUGUUCGGGGCUCAUCAGUCCUGUCAGGUGACUCCUCUGACAGACAUCUAUCAGCAGAAGAAGGAUGAGUUGAGUGAAGGAGUCAGUUCUUUGGUGGCAGUCAACGACAAAGUCCAGGCACUGAUCAAUGAGCUGGAGGAGACUUGCAAAAAUAUAGAGGACAACUGUAAGACUCAGAAACAAAGUGUGUGUGAGAAGUUCAAUCGUGUGUUUUCGAUCCUUGAGGAGAGACGAAAGGUGAUGACGCAGCGAAUCAGCUCUGAGCAGGAAGAGAAGACAAGCCACGCCCAGUCGUUGGUGCGUUGCUAUGGAGACAGCGUGGAAGCCAACAGCAAACUUGUGGAGAGAGCAGUGAGCAGCAUGGAGGAGUCAGACAUAGCUGCUUUUGUUCAGAAUUCAAGAGAGUUGAUCACAAAAGUGAUAACAGCGACUGGCUCUUGUCCAUCUGAAACACUGAAACCAGGCUGUGAGAGUUUGAGCCACUACAUAUUUAACUUCAGCAGACAAGAGAGGGCUCUGAAGAGCAUAGACUUCCUCAAAGUUUUGCAAAAUGUUCCUGAAGAACCAGAGGUGGAAAAGGAGCCUGAAGUACCCAGAGAGUCCUCUGUCCAGAUUGUAGAACCAAAACACCAUCAGGACACCUCCCCACAGAACCCGGAAUCUGUUGUAGAACCAAUUAAAGAGCUAAUCCCAACACCGAUAUCCCCACCAGUGAAAACAGCUGCACCAACAUCAGCUUCAGUGCCACCAGCUCCAGGUCUGGUGAGGGACCCUGUGGAGCAUGCGUGGGUGGUUCUGCAGCCGGAAACUGAGGACCCGGACUUAAAUGAUGGAGAAUCCGGUCUGAUGAAGAACAACACAGAGGAUCAAAAAGAGCAGGCCGAGGGUUGUGCAGCUCCUGGUCCUGGUAAAGAGGGAGCCGUCUGUGAAGAGCAGGAAGGAAUGAGCACACAGCAGUGUGAGACAGUUAGUGAUGCAGAUGAUUGGACGGCACAGAGUGAGGCAGAGGACAAACAGGAUGCUGAAGAAGAAGAAGAAGAAGAAGAAGAAGAAGAAGAUCAUGAUCUUGAUCAUGAUCAUGAUCAUCAUCCGUUUUACCCGAACUACAAACCCAACAGCUGGCGCAGGCUAUGCUCCGAUCCUACAAGAGUCCCAAGGUCAGUGUCGUCUGGUUUUACCUUCGUCAUCAUCAACCAGGCUAUUGCAAUCUUCACCACCUGCUGAUGUGGCUGCAUCUCCACAUUGUCUUCUUCUUCUUCUUCUUCUUCUUCUCUCUUCUCUGUUCUCUGUUCUUUCUGUUUUUUUGUUUAUGUUUUGCAAAGUCACUUUUGCAACUU
This is a messenger RNA of Cyclopterus lumpus (lumpfish), 2228 nucleotides long. RefSeq names its product tripartite motif-containing protein 55-like. Gene Ontology annotation, molecular function: zinc ion binding. Bases 1 to 2115 code for a protein of 704 amino acids. The record is from RefSeq and is a predicted model, not a curated record. The transcript has 12 exons. Lineage: Eukaryota; Metazoa; Chordata; Actinopteri; Perciformes; Cyclopteridae.